GCUGGGGGGCGCUGUUGAGCCACGGGCUGUGACCACACUACGAGCCUCGGAGCAGGGCCCUUCCUGCCUCAGUGGGCCCAACCAGCGGCAAGGCUUAAAGGAAUGCCCCUCCUCCCCUUCCCUCCUGGCUGCACCCACUCGCUGCCGCCUGCAGGACAGACUCAGGACACAGGAGACUCACCCCCACUGAGGCCCAGAUAGGCGCCCAGCCCUUGGCCGCGCGGUUUGGCCACAUCCCCUCAGCAGUACUGUGAGGUGGGGGUCCUCAUCCCCAUUUCAAAGACGGGGAAACUGAGGCUUGUGAAGGAAGGAGGUGUGCAGUGCAUGCACUAGUGAGAGGUGUGCUGAGCCUGCACCGAAACCGUUUCUUUCCAAGGCACCAGCUGCCUCGGAGAGCGGAGACCUGGGAUGAGGCCCAGAGGGCUGCAGCAGGACCUUCAGGUGCUCUGGGUUUUGUGUCACAGAGGGGAGAAGGUGGCGAUGCUAUGAGUGUCCUGCGGGAGCUGCGCCUGGAGGAGCCUGCAGGCCUGAGCCAGGGUGACACUGAAGAUGAUGACCUUCUUCCAAGGCCUCUCGGGCCAUCAGCCUGUGCAGGGUACCCUCGACUUCCCCAGAAGCCCCCAAAAGUUGCCGUCCACAUCAGAGGCAGAGUCAGAGACCUCCAUGUCAGUGGCCUCCUCUGAGGACCUGGUGCCACCCCUGGAGGCUGGGACAGCCCUAUACAGGGAGGAGGAAAAGACAGUGAAGAAGAAGAAGGAGAAGAAGAAGAAGUCCAAAGGCCUGGCCAAUGUGUUCUGCGUCUUCACCAAAGGGAAGAAGAAGAAGGGUCAGCUCAGCUCAGCGGAGCCCGAGGGCACAGCCAGGUCCAGGCAGGGGCAGGAUGGCCCGCCCCCAACAGUGGAGGAGCUGAAGGCGGCGCUGGAGCGCGGACAGCUGGAGGCGGCUCUGCCGCUGCUGGCGCUGGAGCGGGAGCUGGCGGCGGCGGCGGCGGCGGGCGGUGCCAGCGAGGAGGAGCUGGUGCGGCGCCAGAGCAAGGUGGAGGCGCUGUACGAUCUGCUGCGCGACCAGGUGCUAGGCGUGCUGCGGCGGCCGCUGGAGGUGGCGCCAGAGCAGCUGCGCCAGGCGCUGGCCGUGGUGUCGGAGCAGGAGAGCGAGGACCGCCAGGCGGCGGCGGCGGCGGCGGCGGCGGCAGCGGCGGCAGGGCCGGGGACCUCGGGACUGGCGGUCACGCGCCCGCGGCGCUGGCUGCAGCUGUGGCGUCGAGGUGUGGCAGAGGCGGCCGAGGAGCGCAUGGGCCAGCGGCCGGCCGCGGGCCCCGAGGUCCCCGAGAACGUCUUUUUGCACUUGGGCCGCACCAUGAAAGAGGACCUGGAGGUCGUGGUGGAGCGACUGAAGCCGCUGUUCCCGGCCGAGUUCGGCGUCGUGGCGGCCUACGCCGAGAGCUACCACCAGCACUUCGCGGCCCACCUGGCCGCCGUGACGCAGUUCGAGCUGUGCGAGCGCGACACCUACAUGUUGCUGGUCUGGGUGCAGAACCUCUACCCCAAUGACAUCAUCAAUAGCCCCAAGCUGGCGGGUGAGCUGCAGGGUGUGGGGCUCGGGAGCCUCCUGCCCCCCAGACAGAUCCGGCUGCUGGAGGCCACAUUCCUGUCCAACGAGGCGGCCAAUGUGAGGGAGCUGAUGGACCGAGCUCUGGAGCUAGAGGCACAGCACUGGGCUGAGGAUGUGCCUCCCCAGAGGCUGGACGGCCACUGCCACAGCGAGCUGGCCAUCGACAUCAUCCAGAUCAUCUCCCAGGCCCAGGCCAAGGCCGAGAGCAUCACGCUGGACUUGGGCUCACAGAUAAAGCAGGUGCUGCUGGUGGAGCUGCCUGCAUUCCUGAGGAGCUACCAGCGCGCCUUUAGUGAAUUUCUGGAGAGAGGCAAGCAGCUGAGGAAUUACAGGGCCAAUGUCAUUGCCAAUAUCAACAACUGCCUGUCCUUCCGGAUGUCCAUGGAGCAGAAGUGGCAGGUACCCCAAGACACCCUGAGCCUCCUGCUGGGCCCCCUGGGUGAGCUCAAGAGCCAUGGCUUUGACACCCUGCUCCAGAACCUGCGUGAGGACCUGAAGCCGCUAUUCAAGAGGUUCACGCACACCCGCUGGGCGGCCCCCAUGGAGACUCUGGAAAAAAUCAUCACCACCGUGGACGUCAGGCUGCCUGAGUUCUCAGAACUGCAGGACUGUUUCCGGGAGGAGCUCAUGGAGGCCGUGCACCUGCACCUGGUGAAGGAGUACAUCAUCCAGCUCAGCAAGCGGCGCCUCGUCCUCAAGACCGCUGAGCAGCAGCAGCAGCUGGCUGGGCACAUCCUGGCCAAUGCUGACACCAUCCAGCACUUCUGCACCCAGCACGGCUCCCCGGCGACCUGGCUGCAGCCUGCUCUCCCCACGCUGGCAGAGAUCAUUCGCCUGCAGGACCCCAGUGCCAUCAAGAUUGAGGUGGCCACUUACGCCACCUGUUACCCUGACUUCAGCAAAGGCCACCUGAGCGCCAUCCUGGCCAUCAAGGGGAACCUAUCCAACAGUGAGGCCAAGAGCAUCCGGAGCAUCUUGGAUGUCAGCACAGGGGCGCAGGAGCCCUCCAGGUCCCUAUUUUCCCUUAUAAAGGUCUCCUGUGCUCUGAUGCUGCUUCUGCCUAGCCCUGGCGGAGGUGCAGACCCUGUCAGCUGGAACUGGACAGACCUUGGUUUGUUUACACGUCCGAUGGGGGCAGGAGCUCCCAUUACGGGCAGCCAACCAGGUAACACCAAGGACUCUUUGUAAACAAUAGCUGAUCGUGUACACGCAAGCAAAGAACCAGGAGGGAGAGUGUGCCAGGCUCAGGGCUCCCCGGCCACCUCUGUCCAGGGCCCCUCCACCAUCAGCCUCAUGACUGUCCUCCUGGCGGGGGGGGACGAGGGCCCUCUCCAGCUCCCUGGAGACAGGGGCCGAGCCUCACCCGUCUGCCCUCUGCAGCCCAGGGCCGCCGUGAGCUGGGUUCAGCAAGGCUGGAAUGGAAGACAGAACUGGAAGAGAACAAAGGAAAAGAUGAACUCUUAUCUGGCAGGGGCCUGUGGGGUCCUGUGUUGUGGCCACUGCCAGCAUUAGACGUCAUGUCCAGAUGGCCCCACGGCCCCUACUGGCUGACCCUGCAAUGGGGCCCUGAGCCCUCCCUCUUCAUCCCCCAAGGCCUCAACCAGAGGGUGGUCCCCCAAGACCUUGGUGUCCACUACAGAAGGGCCCAGGACCUCCUGGGUCAUCUCAGGCUCCCGCUUCCCAGAGGCAAGGACAGGCCCUGGGGGUGUCUCUGUCGGCCCUGCUACCCAGAAGUCUGGCUGAGGUCUGGGCAGGGGCAGGGCAAGCUUGACCUCUCACCUCUGACCCUUUGGCUUCUGUAUUUAUUUCCUAUUGCCGUGACAGGUUUCCACAAACUUUGUGGAUCAAAAUUUGGUCUUCCAGUUCUGCGGGUCAGAAGGCUGACCCGGGUCUAAAAUCUGGGUGUCGGCAGGCCUGCGCUCCUGGAGGCUCUAGGGGAGAAUUGAUUUCUGGCCUUUUCAUUUUUCGAGGCUAUCCAUACUUCUUGACUUCAGGCUCCUUCAUCUUCAGAGCCAGCUGUGGGUAGUUGAAUCUUUUUCCCAUCACCUCAUUGAAGCCUCCCCUCUCCUGCCUCCCUCUACCACCUUUUUUUUUUUUGAGACAGGGUCUUGCUGUGUUGCCCAGGCUGGAGUGCAGUGGCCUGGUCAUGGCAUCAAGGCUCACUGUAGCCUGGACCUCUGGGUUCAAGUGAUCCUCUUGUCUCAGUCCCCUGAGACAAUCCCCCACACCCAGCUACAUACUUUCUGUGGAUACAGGAUCUUAUUCCGUUGCCUAGGAUUGUCUGAAACUCCUGGGCUCAAGCCAUCCUGUAGCCUUAGCCUCCUAAAGUGCUGGGAUCAUAGGCAGGAGCCACUGCACCCGGCCUGCUCUGCCGCUUUUAAGGACGCUUGUGAUCGCAUUGCGCCUACCCAGAGAACCCAGGUCAUCUUUCUAUUUUAAGGUUAGCUGAUUAGCCACCUUAGUUCCAUCUGCAACUUUAAUUCCCACUGGCUGUGUAACCUAACAUGGUCACGGGCUCUGGGGACUGUCACAUGGACAUCUUUGGGAGGCUGUUCCUCUGCCCACCGGAGCCUCCGUUCAUCCCCUGCCCUGCAGAGCACCUGGCUGUACCCCAGGAAAAUGUGAGCUCGUUUUCCUGCUCGGCCUGUGCUACCCCUAAGGCCCUGCUCCUCCCUGGGCCUGAAAGUUCCUUCUCAGCCCGACAGGGGGCCCUUCAGACUCAGGCUUGACUCAGCCCUGCUGAUGCCUCUGCAGGGCUGAGGCUGGGUUUCCGGCGGGCUCUCUUGGCUCCGUCCCCUUUCCCCAGGUACUGGCUUACAAAGCUGUGGCCAGAAACUGGCCCGUAUAGAUGAUGCCCAAGGUCUUUGUACAUUUGUAGGAGUUCAUGUGUUUGAUAUUGUUAAUAUAAUAAUUAUUUUUUAUAGUACUGCUUUUGUAUGUAUGUUAAACAGGCUCCAGGUUUUUAUAGCUUGAUAUAAAACAGAAUUCAGAAGUGA
This is a messenger RNA of Cercocebus atys (sooty mangabey), 4607 nucleotides long. It is a transcript of the gene TNFAIP2, whose product is annotated as tumor necrosis factor, alpha-induced protein 2. The coding region runs from base 550 to 2799 and encodes 749 amino acids. Gene Ontology annotation, cellular component: exocyst. The transcript is spliced from 13 exons. The record is from RefSeq and is a predicted model, not a curated record. Gene Ontology annotation, molecular function: SNARE binding. Gene Ontology annotation, biological process: exocyst localization; exocytosis. NCBI's taxonomy places the organism in Eukaryota, Metazoa, Chordata, Mammalia, Primates, Cercopithecidae.